AUGGAGAGCAAGCUGCUAGUCCUAAGAUUCGAUCUCAUACGGCUAGGUGACUCCAUCAGCUACGGGGCGAAACAUCUCGGAGGCGACGAAAAGCGAAAUAAUAAAGACGACGAGGAAUACCGCGACGCUGCCUCCAUGGCCGACAAAAUCGCAACGCUGGCCCUGGAUCUCGACUUGAACUGCCCACCGGAAAGCAAGCCCGACACACUCGAGCACACGAAGGAGUACAUAGCUUGGAAGCAAAAAUCGGCGGAAAUAGCCAAGGAUCUCGGCAGGCAUGCAUAUGACAUGCACACGGUCAUCGAGCUCCUGAUUGAUGUGGAGGAAUCAAGGGUGGGCUGCAAAAGUAGAAUUCUCGAUGCCGCGAGGAAGGAGAGUGGGGGCAUUUAUAAGGAGGCACGGGAGUUUGAGGAAUAUUUUGAUGGGUAUGCGCGGUGGUUGAAUGAAGAAGGCUUUGGGGACGGUGGACGGGUGCUGCAUAUUCCGCCGCCGUCGACCUCACUCUAG
Trematosphaeria pertusa is the source of this 507-nucleotide messenger RNA. RefSeq lists its product as uncharacterized. The record is from RefSeq and is a predicted model, not a curated record. The coding region runs from base 1 to 507 and encodes 168 amino acids. The transcript has a single exon. Lineage: Eukaryota; Fungi; Ascomycota; Dothideomycetes; Pleosporales; Trematosphaeriaceae.